Pseudophryne corroboree (corroboree frog) is the source of this 975-nucleotide messenger RNA. RefSeq lists its product as uncharacterized. Bases 1 to 912 code for a protein of 303 amino acids. The transcript is spliced from 2 exons. The record is from RefSeq and is a predicted model, not a curated record. Lineage: Eukaryota; Metazoa; Chordata; Amphibia; Anura; Myobatrachidae.
AUGACCAGGCGAUGCCCGCCUCUCCGGCCUGCUCUUUUCGCCCAGGGCUGGGGCAGCUCAGGUUCUCCGGACACGUACAGGCGGUGGCAUCAUCAGCUGAGCUCGGGCACCGUGCAGAAGGCUCCACUGCGUAGACAGCGAGAGUUGCCCUCAACUGAGAAGGACUGGCUUAAUAUUGCUGAUGAUUUUAAUGAACGGUGGAAUUUCCCAAACUGUGGAGGAGCCAUAGACGGGAAGCACAUCCGGAUAAUCCCACCUGUGAAUUCUGGGUCCUUGUAUCACAACUACAAGGGUUACUUUAGCGUUGUGAUGAUGGCUAUAGUUGAUGCAAACUACAAUUUCCUGUACGUUGAUGUUGGAAAAAAUGGCCGUGCAUCUGAUGGGGGGUCCUUUAAGGACACCCUAUUUUAUGAGAGACUUGUAUCAAGAAGCCUUGAACUUCCACCUGCCUCACAUUGCACAAAUGGCUUGAACUUUGUCUUUGUUGCUGAUGAGGCUUUUGCUUUGCAUGAGCAUGUUAUGAAACCUUAUCCCAAAAGAGGAUUAACAACAGAGAAGAGGGUAUACAAUUACCGUCUUUCAAGGGCACGCAGGACAGUAGAGAAUGCCUUUGGUAUCCUAAGUAAUAGGUUUCGUAUUUUCCACACUGCAAUAAACCUGAGAGUAGAUAAAAUUAAUUGGGUGGUGUUAGCAUGUUGUGCCCUGCACAAUCUACUUAGAAAAAAGAAGAUGCCACCUCGCAACCCAGCACGGCCAGAGCCUACAGAAAUUGUGAGCAAUACCUGUUUCACACCUAUAUGUAGACCAGAAGCUACAGUAGUGAACCCUACAGAUGCGAAAAGGGUCAGGGAAGAAUACCUGGCCUAUUUCAAUGGAGAGGGGGCAGUGGCUUGGCAGUAUGAAAUGAUUUAAGAAAGGCCAGGUUAAAAUAAUAAAUUCAUCUGCUGUUACUGUAUUGCGAUUAAAUAUAAUAAU